AUGGAUACUUCGUCCCUUUUGUCGACACGCCGGACUCGAGUACUCGUGGGCCACAAACACGACAGCGUAAAGCCAGGUGGUACUACAGUGCUGACAUCGUUGAACCAGCUGGGCGACCGUCUGCCGUCCUUGACUUGGAAUUUCUAUGCAGCAGUCACGCCAGUCAACUGGAAGUGA
Messenger RNA from Peronospora matthiolae, 177 nucleotides. Lineage: Eukaryota; Oomycota; Peronosporomycetes; Peronosporales; Peronosporaceae. The record is from the annotation of a GenBank genome assembly.